This is a messenger RNA of Saprolegnia diclina VS20, 912 nucleotides long. RefSeq lists its product as hypothetical. Bases 82 to 912 code for a protein of 276 amino acids. The transcript has 3 exons. Lineage: Eukaryota; Oomycota; Saprolegniomycetes; Saprolegniales; Saprolegniaceae. The record is from RefSeq and is a predicted model, not a curated record.
CGUCGUUGCGUUCUUUUAGAACCGUCGCGACGCCAGGUGAACGAAGGUAGUGUCCGUGGGCACUUUGCCUUUUACGAUAGCAUGCGUCUUCAAGCCGUCGCGGCGCGCAACGCGGGCGCCAACUUUACCGGGUGCACGGCGCUCGUCGUUGGCGCUACGUCCGGCAUUGGCGAGGCCAUUGCGCACCGCCUCGCCAAAGCCCACUUCAACGUGGUCGUCGCCGGGCGCAACGCCGAGCGCGGUCGCGACGUCGUCGAUGCGCUGCACACAUCGCACCCUAGCGGCGACCACAGCUUCCUGCCGCUCGACGCCCAGUGCAUGGCCAACAUCCACGGUCUCUCGUCGCAGUUCCCACGCCUCGACCGACUCGUGUGCACGCAAGGCAUCUCGACGAUCCAAGGCCGCACCGAGACGAGCGAGGGUCUCGACCAGAAGAUGGCGCUGCACUACUACAGUCGCAUGGCGCUCACGCGCGAGUUCCUCCCGCUGCUGCGGCAGUCGCCUCGGGCGCCACGUGUGCUCUCGGUCUUUAGCGCUGGCGUGCACUCGCCGUACCACAAGUUCCGCGACGACCCGGACCUCAAGACGCACUACUCGCUGAGCAAUGCUGCAAACGCCUGCGGCUUCUACAACGAUUUGAUGCUCGACGCGUUCGCGGCCGACCCGGCGAACGCGGCGGUGGCUUUUGCGCACACAGCGCCAGGGUUUGUCUCGACCAACUGGGGCACCGAGAUGCCGUGGUUUGUUCGAACGCUCUUCAUUCGCCCGCUGCAGUUUUACGGCAAAACGUCCAGCGACUGCGCCGAGUUCCUCUCGGACUUUUUGCUGCAGGAGGCGGCACCCGACGCGCCACGCGUCUCGCUUCUCAACCAGUUUGGCGAACCAACGUCGCCGACUCGUGGAUCGGUCUGA